CUCCUUGACAGCUGUGGUUACGUGAGGGAGAGCUGGCAUGGAGGGUAGCUGGGUCGGUGGUGGUGGUGAUGGUGGGCUAUCAUGUCAGGAGCAUGUAUAUAAGAGCGGCUCAAACCACUGCCUCGCGCAUUCAUAGGUCGGGCAUCAGCAGCGAUGGUGGCUGUGGUGCGCGUGGCGGUGGGACUGGUGGUGGUGGUGACAGUGACGGGAAUGCCUUACACUGAACUUCAGCAAGGCAUCGAUUCUAUUCCCAGCAAGAUGGAGCGCGGCAUUUGGGAAGAGUUUGGGCCAAGUCAUGUGGGACAGGGCCAUCACAACAGGAUAAAGAAAGCGCGCACGAUACGGGAGCUUUCGGGAGUCACGUCGUCCAGUGUAAGAGAAACGCACUGGCGGAGAGAAAAAAUCCCGCACAGGACAUCCAGAGAACCAAGAGAUCUUCCUCGACUCCCUGUGAUGAACAAGGCAGCUAUGGACAUCAAAACCGAGAUAUGCCAAACACAAGCAGCCAGAGGAAAGAGAGCGGCGUCCACUAGAGAGAAUGACAAUAGAUAUCGGAUGACCAAACGAGUCCACCGUACUCAUAAGGAAAACCCAAAGACAGUCCCAUUAGAUAGCGAGGAAUUAGAAAUAUCAGGAGACGAUCAGCAAAGCAAUGAUGGAAUAAAUGGAGGAGGAGGAGGAGGAGGAGAUGAUCAGCAAAGCAAUGAUGGAAUAAAAGGAGGAGGAGGAGGAGAUAAUCAGCAAACCAAUGGUGGAAUAAAAGGAAGAUUUGGAGAUGAUCAGCAAAGCAGUGGUGGAAUAAAAGGAGGAGGAGGAGAUGAUGAUCAGCAAACCAAUGGUGGAGUAAAAGAAAGAUUUGGAGAUGAUCAGCAAAGCAAUGGUGGAAUAAAGGGAGGAGGGGGAGAUGAUCAGCAAAACAGUGGUGGAGUAAAAGGGAGAUUUGGAGAUGAUCAGCAAAGCAAUGAUGGAAUAAAGGGAGGAGGGGGAGAUGAUCAGCAAACCAGUGGUGGAGUAAAAGGAAGAUUUGGAGAUGAUCAGCAAAGCAGUGGUGGAAUAAAAGGAGGAGGAGAUGGUGAUCAGCAAACCAGCGGUGGAGUAAAAGGAAGAUUUGGAGAUGAUCAGCAAAGCAAUGAUGGAAUAAAGGGAGGAGGGGGAGAUGGUCAGCAAAGCAGUGGUGGAAUAAAAGGAGGAGGAGAUGAUGAUCAGCAAACCAGUGGUGGAGUAAAAGGAAGAUUUGGAGAUGAUCAGCAAAGCAGUGGUGGAAUAAAAGGAGGAAGGGGAGAUGAUCAACAAACCAGUGGUGGAAUAAAAGGAGGAGGAGGAGGAGAUGAUCAGCAAACCAGUGGUGGAAUAAAAGGAGGAGGAGGAGGAGAUGAUCAGCAAACCAGUGGUGGAAUAAAAGGAAGAUUUGGAGAUGAUCAGCAAAGCAGUAGUGGAAUAAAGGGGGAAGGAGGAGAUGAUCAGCAAACUAAUGGUGGAGUAAAAGGAAGAUUUGGAGAUGAUCAGCAAAGCAAUGAUGGAAUUAAAGGAGGAGAGGGAGAUAAUCAGCAAACCAGUGGUGGAGUAAAAGGAAGAUUUGGAGAUGAUCAGCAAAGCAGUGGUGGAAUAAAAGGAGGAGGAGAUGAUCAGCAAACCAAUGGUGGAGUAAAAGGAAGAUCUGGAGAUGAUCAACAAAGCAGUGGUGGAAUAAAGGGAGGAGGAGAUGAUCAGCAAACCAAUGGUGGAGUAAAAGGAAGAUCUGGAGAUGAUCAACAAAGCAGUGGUGGAAUAAAGGGAGGAGGAGGAGAUGAUCAGCAAAGCAGUGAUGGAGUAAAAGGAAGACUGAAUGAAAAAGAAAAGGAGGAGUUGAGAGAUUGGAUUGAACAUUUAAAAGAAGAUGCAAUACUGAUUUUGAGGAAGAAUGGUGGAGAUGAUAAAGAGACUGGUAAAAUGUUAAACGAUGAACAACAACAUAAAAAACGGAAAGAGGAUGAUGAUUGGACAGAUGACGAAGAAUGGCUUCAGUAUACCAUACAACAACACGAAAAUGCUGACGAGGCAUUUGAAGAACAAAAAGAAAUAGGGGAAUUAUCAGAAGACCAACAGACAAUAAAAAAGAAAACACAACCACAAAAACAUCACCAUGCACAACUUAAAGUACAAAAAGGCCAUACUCAAGCAGAUGAUUCUGAGACGAAUUCUAAAGUCCAUGCACAACGAAGUUUGGGACAAAAAGGUGAAUUGGAAGAUGAAGACAAGAAGAAUCCAGGAAAGAGACAGAAAGGUGUAGUUGAAAAACAAGAAAGACAUAAAGGAAAAGGAAGAGAUGAUGAUGAAGAUGAACAAGGACAACUGUACGAAGAAGUGGAGGAAGACGAUUGGAUGAGUGAAGAGGAAGAAGUUGAAUCUAGAGACCAAACAAAAGGAGAAAGAAGAAAAGAACAACAUAAAGAUAGAGACACUAUCAAAUCAAAAAGAAUACUAGAAGAAGGAUACGAAGACGAAGAAUAUGAGGACGAAGAGGGAGAUCAAGAAACUGAACAAAAGUUUGGAAUAAAACAUAAGACUGAACACGCAACGAAGAAAAAUCAGAAGCUAAGAUCACGUGCAAGACGAGAAGAAGAAGGACGAAAACAACAACAACAAUAUGAGUAUGAAAUUUAUGAUGAUGAUGAUGAAGAAGAACUUGGAGUAAACCAUAAGACUGAACAGACAGCAAAGAAUGAUCUGAAGGUAAGAUCACAAGCAAAACAAGAAGAUGGACAACAAAAACAACAUGAUGAUGAUGAUGAACAACUAAAUGAAAAGCAAGGAACAGAGACAAAGGAAAUUGAAAUGGAAUCAAAAAAACAUUCGAAAAGAAGGCGACAACACGGAAAGAAGUGAGAGAGAGCAAAUCAAGACACCAAUAACCAGCAAGCGAGAUAGAGAGAGAGAGAGAGAGAGAGAGAGAGAGAGCUGUUCAAGGAAAAAAAUAAGAAUGAAAUAAAUUAAAGAGGAGGACAAGGUAGAGCUGGAAGAAAAAGUCAUGACAGUACAGAAAACCUAAUCAACAAGAUGAAACACCACAUCAAAAUAAAUCAUAAAAAUGUACUAAACUUCAAUAAAAAUAAUUGCAUAA
Messenger RNA from Portunus trituberculatus (swimming crab), 3100 nucleotides. RefSeq lists its product as uncharacterized. The record is from RefSeq and is a predicted model, not a curated record. The transcript is spliced from 4 exons. Bases 154 to 2865 code for a protein of 903 amino acids. Lineage: Eukaryota; Metazoa; Arthropoda; Malacostraca; Decapoda; Portunidae.